CAAGUCGGCUUUCGCGAUCGGACGUGCAACAACAAUAAAAAAUGUAUUUAUUCCCCAUACUUAUAUGUAUGAGCGCACUGCUUUAUCGAGACGUUUUUCCCGAAUCAGUGGGACCAAUAGGAACAUUUAUACAAACGAAUUUUAUUGGUUUUCCCGUCAUCCACGAAUCGCAACCAUGGAUUUUCGACCCGGACGUGGCUUCGAGACGUCGAAAAGAAUUUAGAGAAUUAAACGGUGACAAAGCUGAAAAACUAAUUGAAAGGUUAGGUCUAGGUAUAGAUGGUUAUGGCGAGCAAAGACUAAAAAUGCAGAGGCAGAGAGAUGAAGGGCACCUCGGAGGAUUGAAUUCUCUACGCCCUUAGGGAUUCAG
Molecule: messenger RNA, 370 nt
Organism: Nymphalis io (European peacock)
Lineage: Eukaryota; Metazoa; Arthropoda; Insecta; Lepidoptera; Nymphalidae
Exons: 2
Coding region: 42-362 (106 amino acids)
Source: RefSeq, a predicted model, not a curated record